AUGACCCGUCAUGUGUGUGAGGACGGCCCAGUUUUGGAGGAACAGGAGACAGAGGGACAGAGACAGCUCCACAGUCUCCUCCUACAGCAGCUAGACACGGACGUCAACAUAGACAGGUGAGCCUCCCUACACACACACACACAGAAUUACAAUAGCAUUAACCACACAGUUCAAAUACAAUAGCCUACACUUCUACUAAAUUAUAAUAAUGAUAGAUUGGAUUUAUAGAGCUUUUCUACCAACUGAAAGCUGAAAGCGCUUUACAUAGUAAGGGGGAAACUCACCUCAUCACACUGUUUCUUUUGUUCUACAGCGUUACAAUAGCCACGCUAUUUCCAUAUUCUUAGUACACCCUAGGUCAGGACUGACAGUACACUUUUCACAUAGGAUUUACAGUAUGUUGCAUGUAAAAGCAAAUGGGGCAAUGUUUAUAUGACCCCCUUUCAAACCAUCCCAUUUUGACCACCUUUUUGCCGGUAUAAGCCUUUUAUACCUCCCGUGCACAUGCCGGCACCGGUGACGAGUGCACAGGAGUAGAGUUGUGAAGAUGUGGGUAGGCAUUUAUUUUAAUAAAUUCAUUGAAUAUAAACCAUCACAAAUCUAUUAUUAAUUUGUUGAGGCAGGCCCUUAGAAAACAUAAGACCAAUAAAAUGUAUUUUCAAAAGAAUAGCAUAUUUUGAGUUUAUGUUACUUGUCUGCGCAGCCUAUGAAAUGAAAUCAAGUUUGUUAUUUUGUUAAUUAAACAGACAAGACAAUCUUACAUUCCCCUGCCCUAAUCACAGUCAACAAACAUAUGUUUUAUAGAAAGAAUAUACAAUGGAAUUUAACAGAAUAAAAUAGAAAUCAUAUUUUUGCCACACAACUUCAGUGUCUCACGGGAACGUGUGGAACCGCUGUUGUAUAACAAAAAGUGAUAUUUUGAAACAGAGCCAAAGGUGACUGUAUGUGCUUUAAAAACCGUUGUAUCUUUCCGAUCAAGUAAACAAAUAAAACAUCUGAUCUGGAUGAACCUCUGCAAAGAUUUGAAAAAGUCACUUUUGUGAUCCACGUUUAAUAUUUCUUCCUAUACCCUCACUUCGCUUUGUUAGGGAGCAGGCAACGGGUGUUAAAUUGGGAGUAUCUUCAUCAUGAUAGCCUACCAAUAGAAAAUAAUAGAAAUCUAUAUUUUCAAAAGCAUGUGAGUCUUGUGUUCAUAUUUCACAACCUCAGCGGGCUUAUGGGAGUUGUAUGCAAUCAAGCAAAAAUAAUAGGCCUACACUUUAUUUAUGUUACAUUAUUGCAUGCUAACCCUGAAAUGAUCAAGGCAUGAGAACUAAAUUAUUAAGAAUUGCUACUCCCGAUAUUAAAUAUUAUUAUCUACUUAGAGACAGACUCAGACCUCUCAUUCAGACCACAUUCAGAGUGACGACAUAGACGUAGAGAUCUCUCAUGUGUUGUCUCAGAUGUGUUGCAAAGAGGAAGUGUUUUGCCCCUGCUGCGCUGUACAAGCCGUUUGGGGAGCAGGCUGCCGGGGUGAGGAGUCUACCCCAGUUCAAGGCUCUACAGGACGGGGAGACUGAGCUGGCCAGUCUCAGGGAGCUGGGGCUCACAGACCUGGAGGUAGAACUGUGGCUCAACAGAGACCAGCCAGAGAACACUGUGAAGGUGAAUGUUAUUUAUUUAUAUAAUUUAUGCACUUUACAACAAGGGACGAUACAGUUAUUAGACACCCACAUCCUACAUCCUGUUAGGGAAAGUAGGUAAUAAUAUCGAAGAGAAGGUGAUUGUUGCUUUCCAGACAGUGUGCAAAACUGGUUGAAAUGACGUCAGUACAACCAGAUUGUAAUAAUUUCAUUCUAAAUAGUUUUGCCGACUGGUAAUGCUGGAUAUAAUGACAAUAUGUUAUAUGUAUGGUGUGGUUGUGGUUUUCAAUUACACCUCCUGAGAAGGAAUACAGAGUUUGUAUGUAAACAAAAGAAGAAGAAACAAUGUUUGAAAAGUGAUAUUGACUGAUUGACCCACUGUGAGUGUUUUUUCAGACACAAAAAACUCCUGGUGGUGUAGCCUGAUAUAGAUACUGAUUGUUUGACCUACCAAUGGUCUCCAUCCAGGCAUCCAUCCAAACUGUAAGAGAUGAGGGAAGAACUUACCUCAACUCUAUUUACUUCAAUACUCACUGAGAAAAGGAUUCAAUUAUUAUUAUUCAACCUUUAUUUAUAGUGGUUAGUCUCAUUGAGAUAAAAUCUCAUUACUCCAAGCAACAUGGUCAAACAGGCAGUUAUGGUGGGUGCGUGCGCCCGUGUGUGUCUGGUUCAGGGCCUAGGUUGUGUGUUCUGCCCUACAGGGUCAUGGAGUGUGUGUGGCCCCCGGGGCGCGGCAGCAGCGUCUUCUGGUGAUCCAGGACAAGAUUGAUGCCAGGUCAGAGCUCAUUUCUCGCCCACAGCGCUUCUCAGCCAGCCUACCCCUGUCCCGCAGAGAGAUGGAGAUAGAGAAGGCCCUGUUCCAGGGCAACGACCGUCUGGGCUUCCUCAACGCACUCUAUCACCAAGGUGGGAUGAUGUUACGUUAGGGCUGGGCGUAAUGGCCUAAAAAUCAUAUCAUGGUAUUUUCAAAAGAUAUGACGGUAUUUUAUGUUUUUGAAUAAUAAAAGUUCAAAAUUUGCUUUAAUAGUAGUGCGUGACCCUAGGGUGGUAACACAUACAUUCUAAGUUCAUUAAUUUCUGCAUUUCCUGCACUGAUUUGAGAUCAUUUCCACACUGCCACAUAAGGCUGCACGAUAUGGGCAAACAUUCUAGGUCUUAUUUUUAACCAAAUGUUACAAUUGCGAUUUGACUUGCUAUUUAGAGCAAACCACUGGGGUGAACUGUUGGAAUCAUGGGAAUAGAAUGGUUAUUCUAAUUCUGUAGUUAGAAUAUAAAAGUGGGCACUUUGAAUAGAGUGUUGUUUGACAUGACAACUAAUGAAAAUGCCAGGGAGAUGUUAUUGUGACUGGGUAGGAACCAAAGAGUUGAUAAGUGUUUCCUAGAGGACCCCAUAAUCUUUGGCUACAUUUAAUGUUUUGUUUUAGCUUCUUUAUGUAGCUAACAUAUUCUUGCUUCGCAUAUUCCUCUUUGAUUUAGAAGAUACUGUUGCACAAACAACAUGCUGAUUUAGGUGUACACCAUCACUGGUAUUAUCAGGCUAUAUAGCUAAUUAUGUUCGCUCCGACUCAGUACAUUUAUUAGCUAUCGAUUAGCAUUAGAGGAUAACAAUUAGCGGCUAACCAGAUUUAGGCCCAACUUGCUAAGAACAGACAAACUAGCUAUUUGCAGACGUAAGAAACACAAACGAAUAGUGUAAUUAUAGAACGCUAGUGGAUUUAUAUUAAGAAACUAAGUGAAAACAGCAUUGUUGUCAUCAACAUUGUUACAUGUGCUGCUUGAGUGACAGGGCGGGGCUAUGUCACUAGGGCGGCAGGUAGCUUAGUGGGUAAGAGCGUUGUGCCAGUAACCGAAAGGUCGCUGGUUCUAAUCCCCGGGCCGACUAGGUGAAAAAUCUGUCGAUGUGCCCUUAAGCAAGGCACUUAACCCUAAAUGCUCCUAUAAGUCGCUCUGGAUAAGAGCGUCUGCUAAAUGACUAAAAUGUAAAUGUAUGUGGAAAGCUGCAUAGAGAGCGAGAGAGAUGACUCAUAGCGAAGUAAACUAUAAAAAUGGACGUUACAUACAGCGUAUUACAUUUAACAAAACAAACAUUCAAAUACCAUUAUAGAAAGUAAAGUAAAAACCCAAACCGGUCCGUGCAUCAUUACAGGUAUAUCGUAAAAUGCGGUAUACCGCCCAGCCCUAUGUUAAGUUAUGAUAAGUGUCAGGUCGUUCACACUGCAACAUCCAUAGACCAAGAAGUUAGAAAGCCUAAAGGAUUUCGAACAAUAAUAAUGAGUUUUGAAGGAGUUUGAACAAGUCAAUGUGUGUUGGAAGUGUUUCACAUUCCUUGCGUAGACAUGUUCAGAAAUAGAACACAAUAGGAAUUUGGGGCUGGUCUUGGUCUGUGCUUGGGGAACCGGUCCCUGGGGGUAACAGACUGGCUCCUGGGGAUUUGAGGGAAGGAAAGUUUAAACAUAAAAAAUAAAAAAAAUGAGUUGAGUAGAAUAUAAUUACAAUAUUGCCUUAUCUAAGAUGUUUUAUUUUGGAAGACCUCUGCAUCAGUGUUGUUUUGUGUAUAUGUUGUAUGUUUUCUGUUGUUGUUGUGGACUCGAGUCACAUGACUUGGACGAGUUUGACUUGAGUCACAAAUUUGAUGACUUGAUAGAAAAUAAAAUAACUUGAAACUUGACUUGGGCUUGGAGCCUCAAGACUCGGGACUCGACUUUGACUUGAGACUGAUGACUUGAAAUUAUCUGGCCGGGUUUUAUCACUCAUUUUCUGGCACAAAGUCUCCGUGGAUUACUCUCCACACAGCCAGAGACAGUAGCCGCAACAACUCCCUUGCAAAAAAACGUGCCACAGAUUGGCUAGUGAAACGCAGCAAACUGUCAAUCAACACAGGUCGGGUGAGCUAGCGAACAGAUUGCUGAUUUGCUGUACAGCUAUAGGAUUGGAUGCAGCGCAAAUGUCAAAUUGUAGGGAUAGAGGAUUGCCAUAAUAAAUAUGCAGCUCCCAGAAAAAUUGGGGUGAUCAAGAAUAUUAACUGUUUACAUUGCAAGCUCACUAGCAAUUUGGCAUCAAGCAACAAUUACUAGUAUAGUCUUAGGCCUACUGGUCUUUUGGUAUGUCAACAUUUCUUGAAAUGAUAAAUUACGUAUGAAGCUUGCAUUUGUAAUUAGUUAUUAAAAUGAAUUAUUAGCCUACUGUGGUGAAGACGCACCAUCUCCACUUGCGCUCUCCAAACUCCCGCCAUUGGAGAGUGCUUUGUUCUCUUGUUGAAAUGUUUGCUUUUGCUUUCACAAGUUUAAAUGCGUAUGUGGAAAAUCGAUAUUCCAUGUAAUCCCACAAUAAUUGCUACCGUUUCAUCAUUCCAUCCCCGUACCAUUUGCUGUUUCAUGUUUGCUACGAUACAUUUUCAUUGACCAUUUGGUACCCUCUGAGUGGGCGCAAUGUUUAUUAUGCACAUGAACGUUCGCAAGACUCAUGAUGUAGAAGUUCUGUUUAUUUAAUUCAAUGUAUGGUUUCCUUCAUCUUCAUAUUUCCUGGGUUAUGUCAGAGACCCGUGUGUCUGUGUCAUUCUGGUUUUGCGUAAUAGGAGUGUGCACGCCUCCGUGCGCAUAGAAAUAGGCUACGUGGGCUGCGUACCACGCUUUGGAGUCACUACGUUGAAUAAUAGAAAAUGAUUGUUCCAUAUAUGAAUGGUGAUGAAAUAUCAUUAGGCUAAUAAUCAUUAAGUCUGAUUUAAGAUGAAUGUACCAAUGUAACAAUGGAUGUGGGAAUUGCCUUUUACAUUGUAGAACCAGUUUAUUGGUUGUAAUUGCCAAUUGGGUAAUUAUAUGGUCCUGGGAGGGGCCAACUGCUUAUACGUACCUGUUUGAGCUCCUGUUAGUUUAAAUGAGGACUUGGUGAACUGUAUAUUCUUUAGGUUUUGUUUAACUUUGUGUUCGCUCCUGUGUGCUGAUAAGGUCACAGAUGACAAGACAGGAGAUUACGGUCGAGGUGGUUUAAUGACGCUGAAGAUGCAUAGUACAGGCACAGAACAGCACAGUGUAUGUAGUACAUGGGCUAGGGCACUUUUAAGGCUUUCAUUGACAGAUUGUGAUAACCAAGAGUGUGUGUGUGUGGUCUGCAAGUAAAGAGAGAAAUAAAUAGACAAUGGUGAAUGACAGAUAUAUACAUAAUACAAUCUCUAAUUCACUAUACCAUAAACAAUAUGCAUGUAAUAAUAACAUGGCUAUCAUAGCUUAAUGCUAUACAAGACAAUACAGCGCCAUACAAUGUGACUCCACUAAUUAGAGAUCAAGGGAGUGCCGCCACAUGUGUACUACAAAGCAUAGUGCCGCCAUCUUCAGUACAGGGCUACAAUGGCACAAUGAACUUGAAAACCUCUAAACAGUGAAAUACAAUGUAAUACCCACAUAAACGAUAUAGCAUACAUCUAUAUAUACUGAACAAAAAUAUAAACACAACAUGUAAAGUGUUGGUCCCAUGUUUCAUGAGCUGAAAUAAAAGAUCACAGAAAUGUUCCAUACGCACAAAAAGCUUAUUUCUCUCAAAUGUUGUGCACAAAUUUGUUUACAUCCCUGUUAGUGAACAUUUCUCCUUUGCCGAGAUAAUCCAUCCACCUUACAGGUGUGCCAUAUCAAGAAGCUGAUUAAACAACAUGAUCAUUACACAGGUGCACCUUGUGCCGGGGACAAUAAAAGGCCACUCUAAAAUGUGCAGUUUUGUCACAUAACACAGUGCCACAGAUGGCUGAAGUUUUGAGGGAGUGUGCAAUUGGCAUUAUGACUGCAGGAAUGUCCACCAAAGCUGUUUCCAGAGAAUUGAAUGUUCAUUUCUCUACCAUAAGCUUCCUCCAACUUCGUUUUAGAGAAGUUGACAGUACAUCCAACCGGCCUCACAACCGCAGACCACGUGUAACCACGCCAGCCCAGGACCUCCACAUCCGGCUUCUUCACCUGCGGGUUCGUCUGAGACCAGCCACCCGGACAGCUGAUGAAUCUGAGUUUACACAACCAAAUAAUUUCUGCAAAAACUGUCAGAAACCUUCUCAGGGAAGCUCAUCUGCGUGCUCCUCAUCCUCACCAGGGUCUUGAUCUGACUGCAGUUUGGCAUCGUAACCUACUUCAGUGGGCAAAUUCUUAUCUUCGAUGGUCACUAGCACGCUGAAGAAGUGUGCUCUCCACGGAUUAAUCCCUGUUUCAACUGUACCGAGCAGAUGGCAGACAGCGUAGCGUGUAUGAUGUCGUGUGGGCGAGCGGUUUGCUGAUGUCAACGUUGUGAAGAGAGUGCCACAUGGUGGCGGUGGGGUUAUGGAAUGGGAAAGGUAUAAGCUACGGACAACGAACACAGCUACAUUUUAUUGAUGGCAAUUUGAAUGCACAGAGGCCCAUUGUCGCAAGGAUCCUGGAAGCUGAAAAUGUCCCACUUCUUCCAUGGCCUGCAUACUCACCAGACAUGUCACCCAUUGAGCAUGUUUGGGAUACUUUGGGAUUGACGUGUACAACAGCGUGUUCCAGUUCCCGCCAAUAUCCAGCAACUUCACACAGCCAUUGAAGAGGAGUGGGACAACAUUCCACAGGCCACAAUCAACAGCCUGAUCAACUCUAUGCGAAGGAGAAGUCGCGCUGGUGGUCACACCAGAUACUGACUGCUUUUCUGAUCCAUGCCCCUACUUUUCUUUUUGAAGGUAUCUGUGACCAACAGAUGCAUAACUGUAUCCCCAGCCAUGUGAAAUCCAUAGAUUAGGGCCUGAUGAAUUUCUUUCAAUUUACUGAUUUCCUUAUAUGAACUGCAACUCAGUAAAAUCUUAGAAUUUGUUGCAUGUUACGUUUAUAAUUUUGUUCAGUUUAAUUACAGGGCUUGUAAACGAAGCACUAGGGGGACAUGAUCCUAUACAAAUACAAGGCUAAAUGUCCGAAAUGAUAUCACACUGAAAACGGAGCUAGCAAGCUCACAGUUGCUAGCUCACAGUAUAAACUACUAAUUAGCAUAACCAUAAAAUAUGAUAUUAUCGUCGCAAUAAUGACUUUAUAAAUAAAGAAUUCAAAUACUGAGCUAUAUUGUAUGCAAAACAUUUUGGGGCAAAUUAUAUUUUAUAAUAAUACAAUUGCUCAAAUAGAUUUUGUUUAACAAUUGACUGAUAAUCCUCAAUGAAUCAUGAAUAAUGAUGAGUUAGAAAGUUACUGAGGGUCAAAGAUAUAGUCCCGUGUAGCUCAGUUGGUAGAGCAUGGCGCUUGCAACGCCAGGGUUGUGGGUUCGUUUCCCACGGAGGGCCAGUAUGAAAAUGUAUGCACUCACUAACAGUAAGUCGCUCUGGAUAAGAGCGUCUGCUAAAUGACUAAAAUGUGUAAAUGUAAAGAUCAUACCCCCAAGACAUGCUAACCUCUCCUGUUGUUGGUAAUGGUGAGAGUUUUUAUGUAAUUUUUUAUUUUAUUUCACCUUUAUUUAACCAGGUAAGCCAGUUGAUAACAAGUUCUCAUUUACAACUGCGACCUGGCCAAGAUAAAGCAAAGCAGUGCGAUUAAAAACAACAACACAGAGUUACAUAUGGGGUAAAACAAAACAUAAAGUCAGGAGGUAAGGCAAUAAAUAGGCUAUAGUGCAAAAUAAUUACAAUUAGUAUUAACACUGGAAUGAUAGAUGUGCAAGAGAUUAUGUGCAAAUAGAGAUACUGGGGUGCAAAUGAGCAAAAUAAAUAACAAUAUAGGGAUGAGGUAGUUGGUUGGGCUAAUUUCAGAUGGGCUGUGUACAGGUGCAGUGAUCGGUAAGGUGCUCUGACAACUGAUGCUUAAAGUUAGUAUGUCUUGGGGGUAUGAUGUUUGACCCUCUAACUUUCUCACUCAUCAUUAUUCACGAUUCAUUCAGGAUUAUCUGUAAUCAUGGUAGCCUCCACAUUACUGUAGAAGUGUUUAGAGACAUUCUAUUCUUAUUUACAAUAAAAGUGACUCUAAAAUGACACAAUACUUUGUUUACCAUUGAUUUCUAUUGGGCACAAAAUAAUCUGAAACACAAGCAAAAUGAACUGCAAAAGCAUCCAAGUUUGUAGAGUUACAAGUUUGAUGUAGUCAUUGCGUGCUAGGAAUAUGGGAUCAAAUACUAAACUUUUGACUACUUUACCAAUAACUUUGACCCCUACUUUAAAAAUAAAAAAAAGAUUACUCGUUAAACAAAAUCUCUUUCUCUGAGCAAUUGUAUUAGUAUAGAACAAUAUAAUUUCCCCCUUUUUUUUGAGCAUACAAUAUAGCUCAAUAUUUAAAUGAUUUAUUUUAUACAGUCAUUAUUGCUCAUCUUUAUCAAGGGUGUCAAUUUUAGACCCCACUGUAUGUACUUAUACUGAACAAAAAUAUAAACUCAACAUGUAAAGUGUUAUCUGUGACCAACGGAUGCCUAUCUGUAUUUCUAGUCGUGAAAUCCAUAGAUUAGGGCCUAAUUGACUGAUUUCCUUAUAUGAACUGUAACUCAGUAAUAUCUUUGAAAUUAUUGCAUUUAUAUUUUUGUUCUGUGUACAUAUCAACAAGGACGCACACUGCCCUUGGUGGCUAACACAAAACACUAACUGGUGGGAAAACACAGAAUGGCUGGAACUCUGUGACGUGACUUCUCUUUAGCUUCUUCUUCCCUUAGCUGGAGAUCGCCCAGCAUGCUCUGCUCCUCCACCGGUGGGCGGAGCUACAGCUCUGAUAUGAUUAACUUCAAUCUAUUCUACCAGGACAACUGCUAUUUCUCCACAGCCUUUCGUACAGUUGGACAGAUUUGAUUUGGUUUCUCAAGGGGAGGCUGUGUAGUCUUGCCUUCUACCUGUGUCCGUUCCGAUAGGACAGGUUAAGCCUGUUACAGAGGCAAUUUCUUUUGAGCUUUUGCCCGUGUAUAUUUAGUCAAUGUACUUGUAUAUUUUUUGUGAUAUGGUGCUUUCACCAUUGGAUCAUCAAGACCUGUAAAUAAAUCUACACUCUGACCGCGUCAACCUGCCUUCUGCUGAUUUCACGCCCUUACGACUGCUAUAAGGUCCCUAUUUUACAUUAAAAUGUUUCUGUAGACAAAAUUAUGAAAAAAGGGCUGUCUGGUAGACAAUAAAUAGACAAAGAUUUGUAGUUGAACAAGUCAUUGCAUGUAUAGAUUUUUUUAACCCCUUGACUUGAGACUUGCCUUGAAAAAACGUGUGACUCAACUUGACUUGCUCUUAGAAUGCGCAACUUGGACUCGACUUGUCCCGUUCUACUUUGGACUCGACUUGAGACUUGGACCUUGAGACUUGCUUGUGACUCGAAUAAUAGUGACUUGGUCCCAUCUCUGGUUGUUGGUGACUGUCAUGUUUUGAAAAUAUAAAAUGAAAGAAAGGAAUUCAGCUGUCCAUCUUCCUGUUUGUCAUUGGCAAUAUUGAAAUCUGACAGCAAGCAAUUAUCCUGUAACUACCUAGUCAGUAAGUAAGUAAGUAAGUAGGGCGGCAGGUAGCCUAGCGCUUAAGAGUGCUUGGCCAGUAACCGAAAUCCCUGAGCCGACUAGGUGAAAAAUCUAUUGAUGUGCCCUUGAGCCCUUCUUUGGAUAAGAGUGUCUGCUAAAUGGGCAAUAUGUACAACAAAAAAAAAUGACAAAAAAAGUAGGCUACAAGCUGUCAUGGAGUAAUAACACUUAUGUGCUCAUGAUUUUGGUCUUUCCCUUAGAGGAAGAUACCCAAGCUGACCAGCAGGGGGCAUCCUCCUCAGACCCCCUGGAUUCCCUGUACAGAGAUGUCUUAAGUGAUGGGCGAAAACACAUGUCUGUAUCAGAGGACACUGAGCUGAAAACCACAGGACACUCAUCUCUACCUCAGCCUCAACCACAAACUGACUUUGACCUAUCACAGAGCUCAUGGAAAAUCACUGACCAAUCACAAGUCCAGCCUGACUGUAAAUCUGAUCCAUUGAGAGGUGGGAUCAAGGACUCUGACCAAUCGGCUACAAUGGACACUUCUGGUCAAUCACAAGAUCAGGACAGACCUGGACAGAAGCGAUUGUCAGCUCCAAAGAGGAUAAACAUGAGCCAGCCAAUUGGUAGCCUGUGUGGUGCGGCCAAGACGGGGCCUGGGUUUCCGGUGAUGGUCCGGGGCGAGGUAGAGGAGGUUCCAGAGGAAGAGAUUCAGCAGAACCGCGAAACAGAGGAAGGGAUCCGGAGCAUACCACGGUUCCACAACUACCAGCCAGGGGAACCAUCAAAGGUAGAACCUCCCUCAACAUAACAUCAAACUAAUGAUGUUUUAGUAACCAUGUUUCCCUGAGAGAUAAGAGUAUCACUCACUUGUUCUAAUGACAUUAACCAGACUCGGUUACGUGUCUUGAUAUAUAAACUACUCAUAUUACAGACUAAGAAUGAGUAUGGAAUGAGAAAAAUGAAUAAACUGUCUGAGUUCAGUCUCAGGGCUUUGAGAUCUGCCACACCCCCAUGCUGUUGUCUGGUCCCUGUGGUUGUCCGUAGGUACUGUGUGUGAAGAACCUGAGUGCUCAUGCCUCUGUGGCCCAGCUGGUUGCGCUAUUCUCCAGGUUCGAUUGUGACAUCACCCAGCCUGUACUCUACCGCCUACUCACUGGCAGACUGAAGGGACACGCCUUCAUCACACUAUCAGGUAACUCUAACACGUGUGCACACACACUUUAUCAGAUGACAGACUGAGUUUACUCUCACACAUAACAAGUUCUCCCUGGUAGGCUCACAUUACACGCAUGCAUACACUCCUUCUCUGUAUCUAAGGUGACUGACUAACUGAGCUCAUACACACACUCCCUCCCUCUAUAUCUCUAAGCAACACACCAAUUCAAAUGUGCUUUCCAUGUGUAUACAUAGCACAUAAGACGUGAUGUAAUAAUUGUGUAACAUGUAAUAUCAUAUAGUACAAUGCAUUCAGAAAGUAUUCAGACCCCUUGAAUUUUUCCACAUUUUGUUACGUUACAGCCUUACUCUAAAAUGGAUAAAAUAUGUUUUUCCCUCAUUAAUCUACCCAUAAUGACAAAGUGAAAACAGGUAAUAAUUUAUUGGGCACAUUUAUUACAAAUAAAAAACAGAUACCUUAUUUACUUAAGCUAUGAGACUCAAAAUUGAGCUCCGGUGCAUCCUGUUUCCAUUGAUCAUCCUUGAGAUGUUUCUACAACUUGAUUGGAGUUCAGCUGUGGUAAAUACAAUUGAUUGGACAUGAUUUGGCAAGGCAUACACCUGUCUAUAUAAGGUCCCACAGUUGACAGUGCAUGUCAGAGCAAAAACCAAGCUCCAAGUUAGGAUUGUGUCGAGGCACAGAUCUGGGGAAGGUUACCAAAAAAUGUCUGCAGCAUUGAAGUUCCCCAAGAACACAGUGGCCUCCAUCAUUUUUAAAUGGAAGAAGUUUGGAGCUUCCUAGAGCUGGCCGCCCGGCCAAACUGAGCAAUCGGGGGAGAAGGGCCUCGGUCAGGGAGGUGACCAAGAACCCAAUGUACACUCUGACAGAGCUCCAGAGUUCCUCUGUGAAGACAGGUGAACCUUCCAGAAGGACAACCAUCUCUGCAGCACUCCACCAAUCAGGCCUUUAUGGUAGAGUUGCCAGACGGAAGCCACUCCUCAGUAAAAGGCACAUGACAGCCCGCUUGGAGUUUGCCAAAAGGCACCUAAAGUCUCUCAGACCAUGAGAAACAAGAUUAUCUGGUCUGAUGAAACCAAGAUUGAAGUCUUUGUCCUGAAUGCCAAGCGUCACGUCUGGAGGAAACCUGGCACCAUUCCUACGUGAAGCAUAGUGGUGGCAGCAUCAUGCUGUGGGGAUGUUUUUCAGCGGCAGGAACUGGGAGACUAGUCAGUAUCAAGGCAAAGAUGAAUGGAGUAAAGUACCAAGAGAUCCAGCCAAGACAACGCAGGAGUGGCUUCGGGACAAGUCUCUGAAUGUCCUUGAGUGGCCCAGCCAGAGCCCGGACUUGAACCUGAUCAAACCUCUCUGGAGAGACCUGUAAAUAGCUGUGCAGAAACGGUCCCCAUCUAACCUGACAGAGCUUGAGAGGAUCUGCAGAGAAGAAUGGGAGAAACUCCCCAAACACAGCUGUGCCAAGCUUGUAGCGUCAUACCCAAGAAAAGUCGAUGCUGUAAUCCCUGCCAAAGGUGCUUCAACAAAGUACUGAGGAAAGGGUCAGAAUACUUAUGCAAAUGUAAACAUUCCUAAAAACCUGUUUUUGCUUUGUCAUUAUGGGGUAUUGUGUGUAGAUUGAUGAGGGGGAAAAAACAAUUUAAUCAAUUUUAGAAUAAGGCUGUAACGUAACAAAAUAUGGAAAAAGGGAAGGGGUCGGAAAGUAUUAAGAAUGCACUAUAUACAGUGUAUAUAUUAUAUCGUCCAAAAAUAAUAUUGCAAUAUGUAACUGUAUUGAUUGAUUUAUUAUUUUCCCCAUCACUAACAUUAUAGUGUUAUAACAUAUUUUCUAGACACAGAAACGUCCCAGAGAGCCCUGGAGUUGGUGAACGGUUACCGGUUGCUAGGGAAACCUUUGGUGAUCGAGUUUGGCCGAGAGCGGAAGGAUGAGCAGAAACCAAAAUGGGACGAGGAGAAAACGAGAGAAUGUCAUGUACCAUCUCUCCCUAACCCCAGUACUACAGACACUAAAUACUACAACAGUACUUCAACACACAAAUAAGAGACAGACAGACUGACCACACUGUUGUCGAAGGAGGAGAGUGGCACGUACUACUCUUCAAUUACUGAGGUUUGACAUUUCUGGUCAAUUUGUUUUGUGAAGGUCGGAAAACAUGUGGAUUCAUUCUUAUUUUUGUCCUGGAUCUUAGUGUUUUUUUUAUGUAUGAUCAUAGGCUGUGUUUGGAAUGUGAGGUAUUAAAAAUCAGUUCCCACUC
Messenger RNA from Coregonus sp. 'balchen', 13436 nucleotides. Lineage: Eukaryota; Metazoa; Chordata; Actinopteri; Salmoniformes; Salmonidae. The record is from the annotation of a GenBank genome assembly.